AUGAAUACAAUACAGAAAGCAAUUGCACAGACAGAGGAAUUUGAUUUACCUUUACCAACAAUCAAACCACCAAAGAAGAGAAAGUCAAACAGCCGUGUAGUUAACAUUGAGGACAACAACGAACUGGCAGAUGAGAUAUAUACCUGUCAAGUAUGCAAUAUCAGAGGUCAUUGCAAUGAUGAAGAAGUAGGAAUCCUUUGGGUUGGUUGCGAUGGUUGUGACCGAUGGUUCCACAGGGACUGUCUAAAUUACCAAGAACAAACUGAUGUUGAUUUAAGCUUAAUUGUUUCUUCAAACUGGCUUUGUCAUCACUGCUCUCCUUCAGAUAUAAUCAUUGAUGCUGUACCAUCUUCAGCUCUUGGCAAGGAUCAUGUUCAGCCAUGUCAUGGUGAGCUGGAUGUUGAUGUUGAGCCAUUUUCAACUCUUCAUCAGGACAGUGAAAUUCCAGAGGGGCAAGGGAUGCUUAUUUGUCAAGUCUGCAUGGUCCACCAAUUUGUUUCACCUAUUGAGGAAGAGGUAUACUGGGCAUCAUGUUAUUACUGCAACAAAUCCUACCAUGCUAGUUGUUUACCUUCUAGAAUUUAUCGGGCAUAUGAAAUGAGGAAGUUGUCGGACUCGUCCUGGUGUUGCCAGAUGUGCCCUGCAAGAUAAUCAUCAAAAUGAACCGAUUGUUUUGACAGUGUGUACACUUACCCUACAGCUAUGGUGUCUACAGAAGGAGCCAGCAGUCUAUUUUUCUCACCAUAAUAAUUGGACACAGAAAAAAAAAUUGUGGUUGGAUGAUAUUAAAUCAAAUGUAUGCAUGUCAGAUUGAGACAGAGACAGAGAGCUUUCAUUAUAUAUAUAUAUAUGUGUGUGUGUGUGUGUGUGUGUGUGUGUGUGUAUUAGAACUGCAGAAUCAAUUUGAAAAUUUGUGAUUGGAAGAUUAAUUUAUGCCUGCCAAAGUUAGUGUAAUGUUUGUUCCUGCAUGUGUGGAAUGUCUGUCAAGAGUGACUUGAAUUAUAAUUUGGAAUAAAUGAAUGAAUCAAUUAUAGAUAUAUAAAUGAAUAAUCAUUCAGAAAAACAAAUGAAAACAAAAUUAAUUUAAUAAACUUUAUGUUUAUAAGUA
This is a messenger RNA of Pecten maximus, 1108 nucleotides long. RefSeq lists its product as uncharacterized. The record is from RefSeq and is a predicted model, not a curated record. The transcript has 3 exons. The coding region runs from base 1 to 651 and encodes 216 amino acids. Lineage: Eukaryota; Metazoa; Mollusca; Bivalvia; Pectinida; Pectinidae.